Puccinia graminis f. sp. tritici CRL 75-36-700-3 is the source of this 582-nucleotide messenger RNA. RefSeq lists its product as uncharacterized. The record is from RefSeq and is a predicted model, not a curated record. The coding region runs from base 1 to 582 and encodes 193 amino acids. Lineage: Eukaryota; Fungi; Basidiomycota; Pucciniomycetes; Pucciniales; Pucciniaceae. The transcript is spliced from 4 exons.
AUGCCAUCAAUUCUGUUUUUUGCUGAUACUGAGACUUCCCACAAGUACACCGCGGGUGCAGAAAAAUCAAAGUUCGACAUCAACCUGCCCCGGCUGGGCAGCUCACCUCCCCAUCCUCAUGCCAGCCAAGGGCCCCAACUCCGACAGCACGAGAUCACCCCAGCCCGCAGACGCACCAAUGAAUCGGGCACCUCUGCUGGACAGUGCAUUGUCCGCCCACUACCGGCGCUCAAUGGCACCAACGUAACUUGCACGGCCCCGCGCACCCCAACUUCCAAGCACACAAGGGUGCACCCAGGUUUUUCAAGGCGACUGGGCCGAACGCCUUGCAAACAAGUUGAAGACAUUUGCGCAACGUUCAGUUGUCUGCGCCUGCAAGCCGACUCAGAGGCAGAAUGCUAUGCACCUCGGAGCCGAGGCAAUGUCGCCUCCAAACCGACUAGGAAACGUCCUCCAAUAUCACUCGAAACGACUUCUGACCGGCUGGAAGUCGUUCCUGGAAAAGACUGGGCAUCCAGGUUGUUGAAUUCACACAAGAUUCUCACGGACCCUUGGAGCUUGAGGUGGUUUGUUCAGGGCUAA